AUGUCCCGACGAACAUCCCGUGCGACAAUGUGGAAGCGUUCUCUCUUUCACGAGUCCGUCAAAGGAUCAACGCGAAGGUUCCGUUGUUCUCUGCUCAUACUUUUUUUGCUUGCGGCUUAUUUCCGCACUGCGAGGCAUGCGAGGCACUGGAACUCGGAGACCAACUUCGACCUCGACCCUUGCACCCAAAACUAUCCUGCAGCUGCUGAAAAACUGUACCACGAUCGAGGUGAACGUAAACUUGUCGUGGAGGUUUCGCAUGGUCUGGGGAAUCGAUUGAGAGCCAUUUCCUCGGCUGCAGCUUUGGCUCGUAUUUCGAAUCGCCAGCUACACGUAGUGUGGAUUCAGGAUCUUCACUUGAAUGCCUCUAUCCGUGAUCUGUUUUACGUUUCUGAUAGUCAAAUAAUCGAGCAAUCUUACUUACAGUGCGCGCUGAGCUCCGAGACGUAUGUCGUCUAUGACUACUUGAGCGAUCCGGUGGACGAAAGCAGACGCCCGAAAAUCAAUACUCACAUAAGCGAGCAUAUUUACAUUCGCACCGCCUACAGGGUGAUCGGCAAAGAGAAAGACGAUUACGCCGCAAGUUUGGCGAAGGUUAUGCUUUCUAGAUUAAGGCCGUCGCCCACUGUUUUAGACUUUGUCAACCGGAUAGAAAAGCAAUUAAUGGUCCAAACUGGUCAAUCGACACGUGGAACCGUUGGAGUGCACAUACGGAUGCAAUCAGACCUUGAGCGAGACGUCCCAGGAAUCAGCAGCUUAGGAAACAUGGACGUUCGAGGCGCCACUUCUAGAAUGCUCGACGUUGCUGCGCUGAGACACAGGUGUCACUUCAAGCAUUUCCUGAAUAUAAUAAGGAUCAGGCAGCUUGAAGACCCUUUUGCGAGUACAUACAUCAUAUCUUCAGACUGCACGGAAGCACGUGACGGCAUGAUUCAGGAACUUGGGUCCAAAGCGUUCGUCCCGGAGCUGCCAGAAUACAGAGGGUGCAUGGAUGGUAAUCCAAGGAACACUGUUUGUGUCCAACUUGCACUUGCUGAGAUGCUGAUACUUUCGAGAACUUCCUCGUUCAUCUAUUCUUCUCAUAGCUCAUUUUCAGAAGUUGUAGCCUUGCUCGGCGGAUUCACACGUGGUCGUGGCAAUCUCGAGUCUGGGUGUUUGGGUGGGCCGGAUUUGCUUUUUAAGUGA
Molecule: messenger RNA, 1185 nt
Organism: Micromonas commoda
Lineage: Eukaryota; Viridiplantae; Chlorophyta; Mamiellophyceae; Mamiellales; Mamiellaceae
Exons: 1
Coding region: 1-1185 (394 amino acids)
Source: RefSeq, a predicted model, not a curated record